Anthonomus grandis grandis is the source of this 1813-nucleotide messenger RNA. Its product is annotated as glutamate receptor 1-like. NCBI's taxonomy places the organism in Eukaryota, Metazoa, Arthropoda, Insecta, Coleoptera, Curculionidae. Gene Ontology annotation, biological process: monoatomic ion transport. The transcript is spliced from 6 exons. The record is from RefSeq and is a predicted model, not a curated record. The coding region runs from base 36 to 1073 and encodes 345 amino acids. Gene Ontology annotation, cellular component: membrane. Gene Ontology annotation, molecular function: ligand-gated monoatomic ion channel activity; signaling receptor activity.
UUUAAUGCCAUAUUUUUUUAGGGACAGCCCUGUUUAUGAUAAAAAAUCGAAUAGACUUAAUCGACUAUGUUUCCAUGAUUUCUCCAACGCAAGCGAAAUUCGUUUUUCGAAAGCCAAAGUUAUCAUACAUAAGCAAUAUUUACGUUUUACCGUUUGAUAGAAACGUUUGGAUUUCACUAGGAGCACUAAUUGCACUGAUGACAGUUGCGUUGUUUAUACUGACAAAAUGGGAAAUCAUAAAAAUGAGGCAUUUAAAAGAAAAAGACUCCACUUAUAUAAAUCAAACUACUUCAAUUGGAAAUAUUUUUUUCUUAACGGUUAUUGCCGUGUGUCAGCAAGCAUCAAUGGUAUUGCCAUCAAGCAUUCCAGGAAGAGUGGCAACUGUAUUUUUAUUAAUAUCUUUAAUGUUUAUUUAUGUUUCUUACUCAGCGAAUAUAGUGGCUUUGAUUCAAUCAUCUUCAUCAAAUAUACAAACCUUAGAAGAUUUGCUAAAUUCAAGAAUAACAUUGGGAGUUGAUGACACUGUUUACAGCAGAUUUUACUUUCCUAAUGCCAAAGACCCAAUAAGAAAAGCAAUAUAUGAAAAGAAAAUAGCCUCUCAAGGAAAAACCGGUGGGUUUUUGGAAUUUAACGAAGGACUUAAAAAAUUGAGAGCGGGUAUUUUUGCUUUUCAUAUGGAACUAGGUCCUGGUUAUAAAGCUAUAGGCGAACAAUUUACUGAAGAUGAAAGGUGUGGUCUUCAAGAAAUUGAUUUCUUAAAUACCAUAGAUCCAUGGUAUGCAAUACAAAAAAAUUCCUCCUACAAGGAAUUAUUAAAAAUUGGAUUAAGGCUUAUAAGAGAAAGUGGAAUCCAGCAGAGAGAGAAUAACUUAAUAUAUACCAAAAAGCCCCGUUGCUCAUUAAAAAACGUAUUUCUUAGCGUAAGCCUAGUCGAUUGUUAUCCAUUAAUUCUAUUAUUAAUAGGAGGCAUAAUCACAUCAUUUUUUGUAUUUUUUUCUGAACUAUAUUUUAAUUAUAAAUCAGCUACAACUAAUAUGAAUCAUGUUAUUUUUAUUAAGGAGGCACAAAAUUAAAAUAACUAAAAAAUGAUAAUGUUUAAUAGAGAUUUUCCUUAGAGCGUAGUAAUAAUUAUUUAAUUGUUAAAUAAUAGAAAAAUUACUUGCAUCAGGUUUUUUGUUUUUUUUUUUAAUGAAAAUGCCUUAAAAAUUUUGUUUAAAACAAGUAGUUUCCUUGAGUUUCAUCCGGUCUUUUGAUUCUCGAAUUUUGGUGAGAUGAUUGUGAUAAUGGUUUUAUUUUUGCAUUUAAUAAGAAAUGCGUUUUCUUCGAUUUGUUCAAGAGGGUUAAGUUAUAUUAUGCGAAUGUUAGGGAAAGUUAGAAAAUAGUGCCCUAUUAUUAAAAUAAAUAUUAAAUCAUUGUUUCAUUAGAAAGAUAAACGUCUGUUGGUUUUGUUCUUAAAUUCCUCUGACAUUUCUUAAAUAGAAAUUGAUAGUAUUUAUUUCAUACUUUAAUGGACGAUUUUUGAUGAUGAGACUGAUUAAAAUUAUUUCUUUAGGUAUUUAACCCAUGAAGAACUGGAGUUGCCAUAUGGCAACGCUGGCAUUGACGUACGAAACUUAUUAUUUUGAGGUUAUGUUAGUUUGUUUUGUGCCCAAGAACGUGCCGAUCUCCAGAAAUUAAGUGAUUUUAAGAUUUACUUAAAAUCACUUAACGUAACAAAAACUUAAUUCGUUCGUGUUUGUGAGAUUUUAUAUUCACCAUUUUUGUUAGUUGUGAAAAUGGAUAUAAGAUUUGUGUAAGUACCUCAAUUUGUCAA